Spinacia oleracea (spinach) is the source of this 2931-nucleotide messenger RNA. Its product is annotated as D-2-hydroxyglutarate dehydrogenase, mitochondrial. The record is from RefSeq and is a predicted model, not a curated record. Gene Ontology annotation, cellular component: mitochondrion. The transcript has 16 exons. Lineage: Eukaryota; Viridiplantae; Streptophyta; Magnoliopsida; Caryophyllales; Amaranthaceae. Bases 959 to 2575 code for a protein of 538 amino acids. Gene Ontology annotation, molecular function: catalytic activity; FAD binding.
GGAAUCACGGGAGGGAAGUUAGAAGGAAGAUGCUAAUUUUUCUUUUUUUUUUUUAACUUUAAAACCGGUUAAAAAAAAAAAUUUGGGCCCCCAAAAUUUUGGGCCCGGUGCUGUAGGUCCGACCAGACCUCCUUAUGGCCGGGCCUGGUCUCGAGCUCGGCUCGAGCUCGCUGGUUUAGCUCGAGCUUGAACUCGAGCUUUAUUCGAGCUUAAUAAACGAGCUUUGAGAAAUCGUCAAAUUGAUAUAAAUUAUAUAAUCAAGGAGAAACUUCACAAAAUAUAUGUAUGGAAUAUUCUAUGGGAUAUUAUAGUGCAUGAUAGAUUCGCUUCCAUUUCAUACAUUUCUUGACAGUUAAGGGUCAUAUUUUUUUUUAAGAACUUAUAUUUUAUUUCAUUAAAUUAUUUUUCGAGCUUGAGUGAGUUAUAAACGGGAUUAUAAACGAGUACUUAAUUAGCAUGAUGUUGUUCGAGCUUGGCUCGACGCCUAGGGUGUGUAGGAAGAGAGCUACUGAAUCAGAGGGAAACAUGCGGGAAGGGAGAAGAACAAUAGCAAUUAGUAACUGUGUUGGAGAUUGCAGAGCAGAGGAAAGAAAAGCGGGGGGCUGGUAAGAAGAGGAUCAAGGGUGUGAAAACCUUGUGUUCGGAUAAUCUAGAGCUAGGUUUAGGUUUACCCUAGGGCCGAGGGUAAUUAUUUGCUAAUUUGAAGCUAAGAAUUUGCAUCUGGGUCUCUUGGGCUACGUGUUUUGAUUUAUUUGUGUAAUUGCGUAUAUUAUCAUUCAAGUUAACCAUAGUGUAACAUGGACCAAACAAAAUUCACAUCGGAACUUAUAAAAUUCAAAUCACAAAUUCACAAUACCUUAUUUCAGAUGAAGAGAUAAAAAAUGUUACAUAAGAGUGUUGACAAGUAUUGUGACAUAGAGGGAGUGCCAUGAUAAGGGAGUUCACAAGAUAAUGUAUUAUGCGUAUGCGAGGGUCUACGUUUAACCGUGGUAGAAGAUUCACAUCUUUAAGCCCAUACACUCAGCAACAGAGGCAGAAUUUUCAGCAGUCACACAACAUCCUGAUAGAUAGUAGAGUGCUUCAUCAGGCUACAUCUUUUCUGAGAAGCUCAACUCUUCAAGUAAGAUUUUAUGGAUCUGCACCGGUCGAGAGGAUUCCAUCAUUCUCAGAAAUAAAUUCCAAGGAUAUCGGCUACUUCAAGAGUAUAUUGGGGGAGAACAAUGUAAUACAGGACCAAGAUAGGCUUCAGCCUGCCAAUACAGAUUGGAUGCAUAAGUACCAAGGUUCAAGCAAGCUUAUGUUACUACCUAGGAGCACUGAAGAGGUUUCUCAUAUAAUGAGAUACUGCAACUCUAGACAUUUGGCAAUCGUCCCUCAAGGCGGUAAUACUGGUCUAGUUGGUGGAAGUGUGCCGGUCUUUGAUGAGGUUAUUGUCAACAUGAGCCAAAUGAACAAGAUCAUAUCUUUUGAUAAGGUCAGUGGUAUACUGGUUUGCGAAGCAGGAUGCAUAUUGGAGAAUCUGGAAUCUUAUACGGACAAUGAAGGCUUUGUGAUGCCUCUUGAUUUGGGAGCAAAAGGAAGCUGUCAGAUAGGUGGAAAUGUUUCAACCAACGCUGGUGGUUUACGCUUGGUUCGUUACGGAUCUCUGCAUGGAAAUGUUCUAGGCAUUGAAGCUGUUUUAGCCGAUGGUACUGUGAUGGACAUGCUGGGUACCUUACGUAAAGAUAACACUGGGUAUGACUUGAAGCAUUUAUUUAUAGGAAGCGAAGGAUCACUUGGUAUUGUGACUAAAGUUUCCCUUCUUACUCCUCCAAAGUUGUCUGCUACUAACGUUGCCUUUCUGGCAUGUAAUGACUAUCUCAGCUGUCAGAAACUUUUAAUUGAAGCCAGAAGGAAACUUGGGGAGGUCUUAUCAGCAUUCGAAUUCUUGGAUAGCUAUGCAAUGAAUGUGGUUUUGAAUAAUCUAGAAGGUGUUAGAAAUCCAUUGCCUCCUGCAGUGCACAACUUCUAUGUUCUGAUUGAAACCACAGGGAGUGAUGAAUCCUAUGAUAGAGAGAAGCUGGAGACGUUCUUAUUUCGCUUGAUGGAAAGUGGUUUAAUAUUAGAUGGUGUGGUUGCACAAGACAUCAAUCAAGUAUCUUCAUUUUGGCGUAUCCGCGAGGGUAUACCAGAAGCGUUGAUGAAGUCUGGGGCUGUAUACAAGUAUGAUUUAUCAUUGCCUUUGGAGAAAAUGUAUGACCUUGUAGACGAAAUGCGAGCACGCCUUGGUCACCCAGUCAAAGUUGUGGGGUAUGGCCACCUGGGAGAUAGCAACUUGCACCUCAAUAUAACAUCUCCGAAAUAUGAUGACGAUAUUUUAGCACAAAUUGAGCCCUUUGUGUAUGAGUGGACAUCUAAGCAUCGUGGGAGUAUCAGUGCUGAGCACGGGAUUGGACUGAUGAAAGCAAAUAAAAUUUACUACAGCAAGUCGCCUGAAGCGGUACAAUUAAUGGUCUCCAUCAAAAAGAUGAUGGAUCCGAAUGGCAUACUAAAUCCUUACAAAGUUCUUCCUCAUAGUCUUAGUGCCAACAACUAAGGAAUACAUUCGCAAGGAAUGCAUUCGAAACAUGAUGAAGGAAUACAUUCGCAAGAUCAAGAGAGACAUAUAGUCAUAUACUGAACAGCAGAACUAGAAAGAGAUGGGGUAAUUGGUAUCAACUGGAACCUAAAAAGACUUUUUUUUAUUAAAAAUUGUAACAUAGCAAAAAAUCAAGUUCUUAAAAGCUCUCUUUAUCUUUUCGACAAAAUAAGAUUAUCAUAUUUGAAGUAUAUAUGCUUUUUUAACUGUAACUUCGCAUCAUUGGAACUUCUGCGGCUGGAUUUUGGUGUUGCCAUAUUCUCUAUGCACUAGUAGUGGUGGAGGUUAUGUUCAAUGUAUUGUAGUUUUGCAUA